Molecule: messenger RNA, 1186 nt
Organism: Brachypodium distachyon (stiff brome)
Lineage: Eukaryota; Viridiplantae; Streptophyta; Magnoliopsida; Poales; Poaceae
Exons: 3
Coding region: 100-783 (227 amino acids)
Cellular component (GO): trans-Golgi network; endosome
Source: RefSeq, a predicted model, not a curated record
UGGCGGAAACCACGUCACUGCUGCACGGCGCGAGACCAUGUGAGGGGGCAGUGACGACAGUUCACCACCCGCCUGCCCGCCCGCACGCCGCCCCCGUCAAUGGCGAACCCGAGGAGGGCCAUCGCGCUGCAAAUCCACACUCAGGCCCCGCCUAUCCCCGCCGCCGCAGCCUCGUCCUCCUCCUCCCUGCCGUCGUCGCUCCUCAACUUCCUCAAGCGGCCGGCGUCCUUCCCCUUCCUCCUCUCCCUCUUCGUCCUCCUCACCUGGAUCUCCCUCCGCUUCCACCAACCCGCCCCUACUUCCACUGCCUCCCUUCGGGGCCCCACCGUCGCGUUCGACCCCCAGGCCAACCUCGUCCGUUACCCCGCCGCUCUACAUCCCACCCCCAUCGCCGCCGACGCACGCGGAUGGCUCCUCGACCCUGUCGCCGCAGCCCACGACGCAGGCCUCCCUGGUGGGGCGCUUGUCUGUCUUAAACUACAUGUAGGACUGAUCCCUCCAGGUGGUUUGCGUGGCAACCAUCGUCACCAUACAUGCAAUGAAACGUUCGUCAUCUGGGGUGCAAAGACGAAAUUCAGGUUAGAAAAUGCUGAUAUAAAAGAUAAAGGAUAUGGAGAAGCCAUGAUUGCUGCUGAUGAGGUGGCCGUUGUUGCAAGUGCAAAAUCAACUGCACAUGCAUUGAUUAAUAUGGAUGUGCGACCAACCUUCUUCUUGGGAUGUCAAGAUACACCAGUAAACCCCAACAGUUCAAAUACUGACUACAAAGUCUGGAAAGAUCUCUGACAGUCACAUUGCUCCUAUGAUCUGAUGGUGAGUGAUCUUUGAAGGCUAAUACGAUGCAUUUAAACUGAAAUUAGCAGCGAGCCUUCAGAAAACACCUCUGUCACCAUUUGUAAAGAUCUCAAAGCAGUUUCUUGUGUAUAGUUGAGGGGACACUUCAGUUGGUUUACAUAGUUCUUUUGUGUGCCAUGCUUAGUUUUUGGUAGUAAAAGGCCUUAAGGGUGGUUAUUCUUGCUGCGACUGUUCUUUUCUCUUGCAUAUAAUCACUAGUACUUAAAGUCAGUGACCCCGGCCCCAUCUGUCAGUGACCAUAAAGUUUAAGUCCGGAAUCCAACUCGGUCAUGUACUCCUUUGCCUCGGCCAGAUAGUACCAGUUGCUCGAUAAUACUACGUUUUCUUUUCGUUU